AUGGCAUACGUCAAAGUUGUUAAGAAUAAGGCCUACUUUAAAAGGUACCAAGUGAAGUAUAGGAGACGAAGAGAGGGCAAAACGGACUACCGAGCGCGAAAGGCCCUAAUCCUCCAGGAUAAAAACAAGUACAACGCGCAGAAGCUCCGAUUUGUUGUGAGAAAAACCAACUGCCAGAUCAUAUGCCAGAUAGCAAGUGCACACAUUGAAGGGGAUAAAAUAUUGGCGGAGGCCAAGUCGAAGGAGCUCAUCCGAUAUGGAAUCCCUGUAGGGUUAAAGAACUACGCUGCUGCAUACGCCACAGGGUUACUAUGCGCAAGGAGAUUUUUGAAGUCCCUGAAUUUAGAUACGCAGUUUGUUGGAGUGGAGAAACUUACAGACGACAUGAAUGAAAACAAUGACGAUAAGGAAGAAGAUGAGGAAAGAAAACCAAUUAAAGCAUUCUUAGACGUUGGUAUUACCAGGACGACGACUGGUAACCGCGUCUUUGCUGCUUUGAAGGGAGCAUGCGAUGGAGGAUUGAAUAUCCCACACGGGACCAACAGAUUCCCUGGAUCCAAGAAUGAAUUUAAUCCAGAACAAUUAAGGAAGAACAUUCUUGGUAUCCACGUUGCUGAAUAUAUGAAGACAUUGCAAGAGGAAGACAUGGACAAGUAUAAGGCCCACUUUAAUGAUUACAUAAAGAACAAAAUAGAUGCAAAUAAUAUCGAGCAGAUGUAUCUGAAUGCUCAUGAGAAGAUAAGGAAGAAUCCAGAGAAGCUGCAAAAGAGCAAAGAUAAGGUGAAGAAAUUUGUCGCCAAGCAUGAGAAGCCCAAAAAACUAAACGCCAAGCUGAGGAAGAAGCGCGUAAAGGAAAAGUUGGCCAAAUACGUGGAGAAGUUGCAGUGA
Molecule: messenger RNA, 888 nt
Organism: Plasmodium coatneyi
Lineage: Eukaryota; Apicomplexa; Aconoidasida; Haemosporida; Plasmodiidae
Product: Ribosomal protein family L5
Exons: 3
Coding region: 1-888 (295 amino acids)
Biological process (GO): translation; ribosomal large subunit assembly
Cellular component (GO): cytosolic large ribosomal subunit; ribosome
Molecular function (GO): 5S rRNA binding; structural constituent of ribosome
Source: RefSeq, a predicted model, not a curated record